Molecule: messenger RNA, 4449 nt
Organism: Crotalus tigris (Tiger rattlesnake)
Lineage: Eukaryota; Metazoa; Chordata; Lepidosauria; Squamata; Viperidae
Gene: USP49
Product: ubiquitin specific peptidase 49
Exons: 7
Coding region: 529-2616 (695 amino acids)
Biological process (GO): protein deubiquitination
Cellular component (GO): cytoplasm
Molecular function (GO): zinc ion binding; cysteine-type deubiquitinase activity
Source: RefSeq, a predicted model, not a curated record
CUCCACCCCUUUGAAGCUCAGAUUGCACAUUGGGGACAUGAAGGCUGUGCUCAUUUAAGCCCCACCUUCUGAUUUGGAGGGAAUCUCCCUCACGCGUUUGGGCAGGCCGGUAGAGGGGAAGGGGUCUUGACCCCUAAAGAGUAGGGGGUGGGGGAGAACCUUUCUUCUUUCAGUCCCUCCUAAGGGGGUAAGGAAGGUUGUGCUCACCGAGAAGGGAAAGCGCUGGCCUCUCUUAGAGGGAGCGGGGAAGAAGACAGGAGUCAACCCUCCCAAAUGAAAAGAUGGAUAGCUGUGACAGGAUUUGCCCGAUCAAGCAAAGAUAUUAGCCAACAACUGACUUUUGAAGGUCUGAGACAGACUCUGCUCUGGGCUUUUAUACUACAUUACUUUUUCUGAUGAAUAUCCAAAGCUGCUGAAAGGAAAAUUGACCUCCUGUUGACUGAAAUGGGGAUGUUCUGGCCUCUGGUUAUUGAAUUACGAGAAUAUUUAAAUAUGAAUCGGUUAAAGCAGCGGAGUUUUAUGUAAGACAUGGAUAGAUGCAAACAUGUUGGGCGGCUAAGACUUGCCCAGGAUCAUUCCAUUCUGAACCCCCAGAAGUGGCACUGCAUGGACUGUAACACCACGGAAUCCAUUUGGGCUUGCCUAAAAUGUUCCCAUGUGGCAUGUGGAAGAUACAUUGAGGACCAUGCACUUAAACACUUUGAAGAGACCAGACAUCCUUUGGCUAUGGAAGUAAACGAUCUGUAUGUAUUUUGUUAUCUUUGUGAAGACUAUGUAUUGAAUGAUAAUCCUGAAGGUGACCUGAAAUUAUUGAGGAGUUCUUUGUCUGCAGUUAAAAGUCAGAAGCAUGAUCCUUCUGCUAGAAGUGGUAGGACAUUGCGGUCAAUGGCUUUGGGGGAGGAUGUUUGCAACCAUCAACGAGCCCCUCAAGGUCAACCUCAGAUGCUUACAGCUCUCUGGUAUAGACGGCAAUCGUUGCUUGCAAAAGCAUUGCGAACAUGGUUUGAUAAGAGUUCUAGAGGCCAACGAAAAUUAGAACAAAAAAAGCAAAUGGAAGAACUGGAGAGGAAAAAGGAAGUGGCCAGGCAGCGACGUCAAGAGAUGAAACGGAGAUUGUUAGAGGAGCUGGCAAACACUCCUCCAAGAAAAAGUGCAAGGCUUUUAUCGCACAUUCACAGAGAGAAUCUGAUUCCUCGGAAGUUCAGAGAUAUGGAAGCAAAUUCCCCUACCUCAAGACGAGUGCAGAGUAGCAAAUUCAAACAAUUCUAUUCCAUCCGGCGUAAACCUCUUAUGACUCCUGGUGUGACUGGACUAAAGAAUUUAGGAAAUACGUGCUACAUGAACUCUAUCCUUCAAGUAUUAAGUCACCUCCAGAAAUUUAGAGAAUGUUUCCUGACGCUGGAUCUUUGUGAAACUGAAGAACUCUUAGCUAAGACUGUAAUUGGAAAAUCUAGAAUAUCUGGAAAGCUAGUCACUGGAUCUACUCCAACUGAGUCAGGCAGAAAUGAUCAACUGGGUUCAUUUGGCAGGCAUAGCCUAUCUGUUGGUUUAAAUGGUGGGUCCUCAAUAAGCAAAAGUUUAGAACUAAUACAGCCCAAGGAAACAAGUUCAAAGCACAUCUCUCUUUGUCAUGAACUGCACACACUCUUCAGAGUUAUGUGGUCUGGAAAGUGGGCUUCAGUGUCUCCUUUUGCCAUGCUACACUCUGUAUGGAGUUUGAUUCCAGCAUUUCGAGGUUAUGAUCAGCAAGAUGCUCAGGAAUUUCUUUGUGAAUUGUUGGACAAAGUGCAGCAAGAGUUGGAAUCGGAAGGAACAAAACGCAGGAUCCUCAUCCCUUUUCCACAAAGGAAGCUCACCAAGCAGGUCCUGAAAGUGGUGAACACCAUUUUUCACGGGCAGCUACUCAGUCAGGUCACUUGUAUAACAUGUAAUUAUAAAUCCAAUACUGUGGAACCCUUCUGGGAUCUUUCCCUGGAAUUUCCAGAACGUUACCAUUCUAUCAAUAAAGGGAUUGUGCCUCUUAAUCAGACUGAGUGCAUGUUGACUGAAAUGUUGGCCAAAUUCACAGAAACAGAAGCUUUGGAAGGGAGAAUUUAUGCAUGUGACCAGUGUAACAGCAAACGACGGAAGUCUUCUCCCAAACCUCUUAUUCUAAGUGAAGCUAAAAAGCAGUUAAUGAUCUACAGACUACCUCAGGUCCUCCGGCUGCACCUUAAACGAUUCAGGUGGUCUGGACGUAAUCACCGUGAGAAGAUUGGGGUCCAUGUCCUCUUUGACCAGGUAUUAAACAUGGAACCUUACUGCUGCAGGGAUACUUUCUCCUCUCUUGACAAAGAGACCUUUGUCUAUGACCUCUCGGCUGUGGUGAUGCAUCACGGGAAAGGGUUUGGCUCAGGACAUUACACGGCAUAUUGCUACAACACAGAGGGAGGGUUUUGGGUCCACUGCAAUGACUCCAAACUGAAUGUAUGUAGCGUGGAGGAGGUAUGCAAAACCCAAGCGUACAUUCUUUUUUAUACACAAAGAACUAUACAGGGCAGAGCAAGUAUCUCAGAAACACAACUUCAAGCUCAGGUGCUGUCUAAACAUAAUGUUAGAAGACUGACACUCCCCUGAAAGGAGACAUUUUUCUCAAUCAACUGGUUCUUUUUCAAAAGCCUUUGGAAUUAAUUCAUCUAGGCAGGAACAAAUAUUGUUGCAAGAAUUUUGGAUCCACCGUCUGGAAAAUUGGUCCUCCUACUAUGUGCAUUGUGCAACUCUGUUCUAUAAGAUUGUAGCAGAACAUCUAUUUUUUUUUAAAAGGCAGGUGCAUUUGUAAACCCUUCCUCCUCCCCCAAAAAGAGUAACAGCCUCCAAUGUGUACGACCAUUUAUUUUCUUUCAAAGAGGAAUUGCUAUGUGGUAUAAAAAAGUAGGUACAUUCAAAACUUCUGUGUACAGCCAGGAUACAAAGCCAUUCAACUGAUCGUAAAUCUAUACAUUACUUAAGAAAACAAAUGAAUAGUAGAAUUCUAUCUCUAUUCUGUUGAUGUGGUGAACUGUUGUUGCACUUCUUGGUGUAAAUAAUUCGCCAAUUAUAAUAUAUUGUUCUUUCCGACCAACAUAAUUUAGGUAGAUAGAAUUGUACUAUACAAAAACUCUUUAACAAUGAUUUUUCUAAACUGGGAAAAUAUGAUCAUUGGUUCUUGUUUAUAUCUUUUGGGUAACAAAACAAAAUUUUGUAUCCUACAAUUACCCCAAUCUGUUGGAAUGAACAAAAGUAGAAAUUAUAUACACAUCUGAGUAAUUUAUUGCAUACUUCAAUUUGAAUCUGUGCUAAAAAUUACAAAUACUGUUUUUCUUUCCCACCUAAUCUUAUUAACUGCUAACAAGACAGCUACGUAAACUAAAUUUGCCAUCUAACUUUUCUUGUGUAAUUAUAACAGUUAAUAUGGGAUACAUUACUUUCAAGAUUUUCGUCAUCUACUGUUUAUCUUAUGAUCACUGCAUGAAUAGGUCUUCUGAAUCCAUUCAGGUUUACAGUGAAGCUUAGGUUUUCAGUAUUAAUGACACGUGGUUCAACAAAUGCAGAUUUUUAAAAUUGAACUCUUACCCUAAAUGCAUAAAGCUUUUGCAUAUAUAAAAAAAAUGGUCAGGAAUAUAGUAGCCAUUACAUAGAGUGACAAGAUCAUUUCACCUUAAUAAUAUCUCCUUUUCAUGACCAUUUUUCCAUUCAGUUUUCCCUUUGUUGUGUUUUUGGGAAGUCUUAAAGAGGUUUAUUUUGGAGUCUUAUAGUGAAAGAGAUUGCACCUAAACUGUGCACCUAUAUUCUCUUUUUCCCUUAUUUGCUGUUCUUGCUGUCUCAGAGACAUUAUACAUAUACAGCUCUGGAAAUCUAACAUUAAAAUUCUAGUAUACUGUAUCUCUUAAAGGAAGAGCUCCUGACCACUUCAUGUAAACUUUAAAUAUCACUAACAUCCAAUUUAUCAUGGUUACUUUUAACCUUUCAUGACUACCACUGUUUCAGUUCUUUGUGAGGGUCAUACUUAGAAAAAUACAGACCUCAUUGCAGCCAAACAACUUGCUACCUUUCAGCAAAGAAAUAUAGCAUACAAAUUCUGUAUUAUUCACUCAAGGUACAUGAAAUGGAUUCUUUUGCUGGUUUGUACAUAACCUUGAAAAAUUCACAGGGUCUUUAAUAGCUGUACUAGUCAACCAAGAAUAUAAAUUGCUGUGUCUUAAGAUUCAGCUUUCAGCAGAGUGGGAGAAAUCAAUGUCUAUGAAGAUCUGCGACAAACCCAACACAAAUGUGAUAGUGUCAAGCUGGGGGGUUUUUUAAACAAAAAUGGACAUGGUUCUAGCACAUGCAAUGUUUUCAUGUGCUCUCUUGUGGUAAUUCUGAAUUGGUGUUUUAAAUCCAUCAGCAAAUUCCUGAUGAAAUUGAAUCACAAAAUAAAGAAAAACCUACCAA